Messenger RNA from Lathyrus oleraceus (garden pea), 882 nucleotides. RefSeq names its product proline-rich receptor-like protein kinase PERK12. The coding region runs from base 1 to 882 and encodes 293 amino acids. The transcript is spliced from 2 exons. The record is from RefSeq and is a predicted model, not a curated record. NCBI's taxonomy places the organism in Eukaryota, Viridiplantae, Streptophyta, Magnoliopsida, Fabales, Fabaceae.
AUGAAGAGACAAUGGGAGCCCUCUGAGAAGUCGAAGAAGUCUAAGAAAGCAAAUCUGGGGGAACCUUCUAUAUCCAGACCUCCUGUCCCUCGGGUCUCUUCCUCCGCAUCUCCAAGUAAGUCUCUGCCUCCUAACUCUCCGUCUUUUCAAUUAAGGCAACUUGCUUCUUCCCUUCCUCAAACCUCACUAAUAUACACACACUCUGAACCCUCACCCUCCACCACCAAACCCUCUGAAACACAUACCUCUAACCCACCAUCACCCCUUCUACAAAAAUUUAACCUCACCACCAUAACCUUGCCCAUGUCUGAAGCUGAAAUAUUCAAUGAACCUAUAUCACCACCUUCUUCAACACCUUCAUCCCCACCUUACUACACCAUAUCCUCUGACUCAGAGCCAUCCGACCCCCAAUCUCCCACUCUGGCUCAACUUCAGGCUUGUGCCCUCUCCAUACACAACCAAGCUAAACCAGAAACUAACAUUCCAUCACCCUCUGAACAACCACCAACACCUCCAUCUGAACCACCCACCGAAACUCCCUCUGAAAACCCCAUCAUUCAUAACUCUAAACCUCCCAUUGAAACAACCCCUUCACCAUCAGCACCUACAUCUCCUAUCUCUAAACCAGAACCUACCUUUCUCACCCUAGAAGAAGCAAUAACCUUAUUUGUUGAGUCUUUAAUGGAGAAUAUCAUAUCAUUAUCUGAGAACUCUGAGGAGGCUGUUGCUGAAGCUGAAGCAAAAGCAAAAUCUGAUGUUGAAGCAGCAACACGCAUAUCUGCAGAAGAAGCUGCAAAGGAAAGGGAUGAUGCUCUGACUCAGGGGGAGCAAUCUCAUUCUAAUUUCUCUCCUCUCGUCCUAAAGACUCUGGAAGAGCUAUAG